AUGGCCGACCCACGAAGCGGUACGGACGGAGCCUCUACCGGAAGUCGGUUUUUUGAUCUGCCCCUCGAGGUCCGCCGCAAUCUCUACGAUUUGAUGCUCCGGCUUCCCUACCGUGACCAUCUGAACCUUCUGUGCGUGCACAAGCAGGUGUACGGCGAAGCAAGAGAAUCUUUCUACCAGAGGCCGCUCCACUGCGACUCUCAAUACGAUCUCAUCAAGUUUGUGGAGCGGUGGCCGGACAGCGUCCUGCGAAGCAUAAACAAUCUUCGGCUGCGCCUGGAAGAGAUUCGACCUGAGAUCAUGCAAGGGUACCUUGACGAGAUAUCCAGUGGCGACCCAGUGCUAAUCCAUCGGCAUCCAUAUCUCUUGGAAAUCAAACAGAUCACUUUUGCCCUCUCAGAACUGCCUUGCAUCUCACACCUGCGGCUGCUAAGGCCUGCCGGUCUUCAAACGAGUAUACCUUCAAGCAUCGUCAUGACACAUUUGCUCAACUGGACAGCCGAGCAUUAUCCUAGACUCCUUUCGUUGAGACUUGACGUCGAGCAGUGCCAUAUUGGCUGCCUCGGGUCUUUCACGGAGCUCAAGUCGCUUCAGGUGACUGGAUUUUCUGAGACCAGUCCGAUAAGGACAGCAGAUGUGCUCAGCAAGGUGACGAACCUUGAGGAGCUGAUGGUCGUGGGUCCGCCUCCGGGCCUGCAAAUGCUGCAACGACAUGGUAGCCAGACCAAGAUUAUCCAGUCCGUCAAUCAUCAGACAUUCGAACGUCUGAGACCGCUGAAACGUCUGACUCUCGUCCAACUUAUGGACUCAGGGAUAAGUGGGGACGUCUUUCUGAACCGGAAGACUAUGAAAGCACUUUAUGAAGUCCACGGGGAGAGCCUCCGUUCGCUUACGAUCUCCUCGACCACAAAUCCCACUUCGGCGUUCGUUGAAUACCUGUCGGCAUUCCUUCUAGGGACCACAAACAUGAAAGAGGUUCGCCUAAUGUGGCCUGAUAUCGAGACCGCCUUCGUCGACUGCAUACCCAACACGAUCUGGAAACUUGAACUAGCAGUGACGUCUCGGGACAAAGCACAGGCCAUCAUUGACCGGCUGGUGUUGAGGGAGUAUCGUCUGAAAUGCCUACAAUACGUCCAUUUUCACAUUAUCAAUCCAGUUCACGAGACGUCGGCUGAUGGGAAGGGGGACGGAUCGAGCCCUUUGGCUUUCGGCCUGCCGAUUCAACGUUUGGACGCGUAA
Molecule: messenger RNA, 1239 nt
Organism: Cladophialophora carrionii CBS 160.54
Lineage: Eukaryota; Fungi; Ascomycota; Eurotiomycetes; Chaetothyriales; Herpotrichiellaceae
Exons: 1
Coding region: 1-1239 (412 amino acids)
Source: RefSeq, a predicted model, not a curated record